UCUCAGAGUCUUGUGCAUAGUAGGCCCUCAGCAUGUGUUUGUUGAGUGAACAGAUGAAUGAAUGAACGAUUGAACGGUGGCCUGUGCUCCUGUGGGGGAUGAAGCCAGAAUACUUCUUUUCUCACCUUUUUUCACCUGGCUCCUUUUAUCAGAUGUGUUAGGGUAUCACAUGGGACCCCCUGAUUUGAACCGUCUCUGAGUCCUGGAGAGAAGAAAGGCAGUGCUCCUUCCUGACAAACGCAAGGCUUCCGGGGCGUCCAGAAUUGCUCCUGGAACUUGGUCUUCUCUUUGGCCCCUAGAGAAGUGGCCCAGGCCUUCUGAUGGCCUGUCUCCCUGUCCAGACAAUUCUUGGCCAUGAACUUGUAGGUGUCCUGCUAUGCAAAGAGGGGAGAGAAACACCUUUGUCUUUAGCAAGGAGCGAAACAGCUUUGAUGUAAGUAGCAGGGGAUUUUCACCAGAGAAGCCCAGAUUGCACUAGCCAAAACAAAAUGAGUAGGACUGAAGAGAAGGGAGGAAGUGGCUGAGGUUGAGAAACUGGGGAGUUUCUUAUCCGUUCAGUCUCGUUUAUUAAUAGGAGACACACGACCAUGUCCUGGAGCCUGACCGCCCACCAGAAAAGACUACUCAAGUGAGUUGGACUUCUUCCACUGGAGUGAGAAUUGAAGGCUGGGAGACUCAGCCUCCAUCAUGUGGAACACCUCCGAAGCCAACUUCUCCUGCUACCAUGAGUCCGUACUGGGCUAUCGUUAUGUUGCAGUUAGCUGGGGGGUGGUGGUAGCUGUCACAGGCACCGUGGGCAACGUCCUCACCCUGCUGGCCUUGGCCAUCCAGCCCAAGCUCCGCACCCGCUUCAACCUGCUCAUCGCCAACCUCACAGUGGCCGAUCUGUUGUACUGCACCCUUCUCCAGCCCUUCUCUGUGGACACCUACCUCCACCUGCACUGGCGCACCGGCGCCACCUUCUGCAGGGUCUUUGGACUCCUCCUCUUUGCAUCCAACUCCGUCUCCAUCCUGACCCUCUGCCUUAUUGCCCUGGCACGCUACCUCCUCACUGCCCACCCUAAGCUCUUUCCCCGAGUUUUCAGUGCCAAGGGGAUGGUGCUGGCACUGGUGAGUACCUGGGUGGUAGGCGUGGCCAGCUUCGCCCCUCUCUGGCGUAUCUAUAUCCUGGUGCCUGUAGUCUGCACCUGCAGCUUUGACCGCAUCCGAGGCCGGCCCUACACCACCAUCCUCAUGGGCAUCUACUUUGUGCUGGGGCUCAGCAGCGUCGGCAUCUUCUACUGGCUCAUCCACCGGCAAGUGAAGCGAGCAGCACGGGCGCUGGAUCAGUAUAAGCAGUCAAGUAUCCGCUCCAACCAUGUGGCUGGGACAGAUGAGGCCACACCUGGUCGUUUCCAGGAGCUGGACAGCGGGCGGGCAUCAGGAAGGCCCAGCGAGGGGAUUUCAUCUGAGCCGGUCAGUGCUGCCACCACCCAGACCCUGGAAGGGGACUCAUCAGAGGUGGAGGACCAUCCCAGCAGGGAGGUAGGUCAGCAGGUGGCAGAGAAAAGCCACCCAGAAGCCCCUGCCAAGAGCAGGCCGACCAAAAGAGCCCAAAGAACUCAGGACUCUCCGUCAGAGUUUGGGAAGGUGACCCGGAUGUGUUUCGCUGUGUUCCUCUGCUUCGCUCUGAGCUACAUCCCCUUCUUGCUGCUCAACAUCCUGGAUGCCAGGGUCCGCGCUCCUCGGGUUGUCCACAUGCUCGCUGCCAACCUCACCUGGCUCAACGGUUGCAUCAACCCUGUGCUCUAUGCAGCCAUGAACCGUCAGUUCCGCCAAGCCUACGGCUCCAUCCUAAGACGAGGGCCCCAGAGUUUCCGUAGGCUCCGUUAGAACUGUGUUCCCCAGUCACCAGGAUCCAGCACUGUCUCCUCCAGAACAGAGCUAAAGUGGCCAGCUGGUAGGGGAGCAGACGAAAGGAAAGCCUGUGGGCAUUUUCACAGACAACUUCCCCCAUCCCCAAACCAGGCUUCUCCAUCCCUUGAUCGAUGCUUCAGCUCGAGGCUGCCCAAGAUGCAUUAUUAAUUAUUAAUAAAUGAAUUCUAUCCUU
This is a messenger RNA of Neofelis nebulosa (Clouded leopard), 2089 nucleotides long. It is a transcript of the gene GPR84, whose product is annotated as G protein-coupled receptor 84. The coding region runs from base 688 to 1872 and encodes 394 amino acids. Gene Ontology annotation, molecular function: urotensin II receptor activity. Gene Ontology annotation, biological process: neuropeptide signaling pathway. The record is from RefSeq and is a predicted model, not a curated record. Gene Ontology annotation, cellular component: membrane. The transcript is spliced from 2 exons. Lineage: Eukaryota; Metazoa; Chordata; Mammalia; Carnivora; Felidae.